Molecule: messenger RNA, 741 nt
Organism: Camellia sinensis
Lineage: Eukaryota; Viridiplantae; Streptophyta; Magnoliopsida; Ericales; Theaceae
Source: RefSeq, a predicted model, not a curated record
AUGAAGUAUAAAAUAGGUGCCCAUAAGAUUGAGAACCUAGUAGAUGGCAUGUACAAUGUCCCUAUAGAGAUCUCAAAAAAAGGCUUUUCUCAUUGGGAAAAUGCCUUGGUUGGAUACUUCAUUGAUAAAAGAUUCUCUUUCCAUUAUGUGAAAACUUGGACAGAGAAACUUUGGGGAAAUUUUCUUGAGGAUGUUGUCUCCAUUGAUAAUGGGUUUUUUAUUUUUAAAGUAAAAAGUGAAGAGGCUAUAGAAAAAAUUUUGGAAGAUGGCCUCUAUUACGUUGGGGCUAGAUUGAUUGUUGUUAAAAAAUGGCAACCUGGACUAAAACUAACAAAGUGUGAAUUUUCGAGUGUGCCGUUGUGGGUGAAGUUGUAUAAUGUUCCUUUGGAGCUUUGGACCGAAGAAGGUUUGGGCUACAUUGCUAGCAUCAUGGGAACUCCUCUUUAUUUGGAUGUGCCUAUAUUCAAGAGAAGCAGACUUACAUUUGUGAGAAUAUGUAUUGAAGUGCCAGCAAAUAAAGAGAUCCCUAAGUCUUUCAAAAUAAAUAUUGGUUAUGGUGACCCCUAUGAGAUUCAUGUUGAGGUUCCAUGGAAGCCUCAAAGGUGUGAUGGUUGUAAGACUUUUGGUCAUGCCACUAAUUUGUGUCCUCAGAAGCCAAAGACCUUGAACCCUCCAUCUUCCAAACAAGAGUGGAGAGUCAAGGAGACUAACAUACAAGUUCCAACCAAAUGGAAGUGGUGA